Molecule: messenger RNA, 2295 nt
Organism: Sphenostylis stenocarpa
Lineage: Eukaryota; Viridiplantae; Streptophyta; Magnoliopsida; Fabales; Fabaceae
Source: the annotation of a GenBank genome assembly
AUGCAAAAUGUAAAUAACAGAACUCUUAUUGAAGAGCUUGAUAAGCUUCUUGAGCAAUUGAGUAUCCCUUCUGAGUAUUCAGCAUGUUUGACAGGAGAUUCAUUUGUUGAAGCACAAUUGCAGCAAAAUAUAGAAGCAUGUGAAUGGUUGACAACUGCCAUGCGAGGACUAGAAGUUCCCAACAUAGAUCCUACUUACGCAAAAAUGAGAGCAGUUAAAGAGAAGCGAGGAGAACUUCAAAUAAUAAAGUCUACUUUUGUUGGGAAAGCUUGUGAAUACUUGAGAAAUUACUUUGCUACUUUUGUGGACUUCAUUAUGAAUGACAAAAAUUACUUUUCUCAGCGAGGACAGUUGAAAAGACCAGAUCAUUCUGACUUGAGGUUCAAGUGCAGGACAUAUGCACGUCUUCUUAAGCAUUUAAAGGUUCUUGAUAAGAAUUGUCUGGGCCCACUGAGAAAAUCUUAUUGCAGUUCUCUAAACUUGCUUCUUCGCAGGGAGGCCCGCGAAUUUUCUAAUGAACUUCGUGCUGGUGUGAAAACUUCUAAAACCCCAUCUGUCUGGCUUGAAGUCUUCACGGGGUCUGGUCAAAAUGUAAAUCCUACUGACACUGCAACAGUUUCUGAAGCAUAUGCAAAGAUGCUCGCAAUUUUUAUCCCACUUCUGGUGGAUGAGAGCUCAUUUUUUGCACACUUUAUGUGCUUUGCAAUUCUUUCAACAGCUGAUGGUAAUAAAGCUAUACACAAUAGCAUGGAUAAUGAUGACGAGGAUGGUAGUACAUUUGGUAAAACUGCUGUGGAUCUUGUAGCGUUAAAUGAAUGUCUUCAGGAUUUGCUUGAUGGAAUUCAAAAUGGUGUAACAAAUGAUAAUUCAGAUAUACUUCAUGGAGGGGAAAAAGAGCUUCAUGGCCACGUGAUAGAAGAGCCGAAAGGUGUGGUGGAAAUCAGAAAAGGCACUCAACCCAAGAAAACUAACUCAUGGCUGAAGGAUUGCGUUGGGGAAUUAAUUAGUAUAAAGCAAGUGGUUGGGGGAGAGAGAAAAUAUGGAUGGAUUGAUUUGGAACCUCUAUCCCUUUGGGAAGACUUCUAUGGUGUUGUGGAUUGGGCAUAUAAGAUUGAUCCUUUAUGCUGCAUAUCAAUGCAUGGAACUACAGAACGCUACCUCUCUGGUCAGAAAGGUGACGCAGCAGGAUAUGUACGCCUUUUGCUUGAUGAACUAGAGUCUCGCAUAUCUAUCCAAUUCAGCCGAUUUGUGGAUGAUGCUUGCUAUCAGAUUGAAAGACAUGAACGGAAUGCUCGCCAAACAGGUGUCCUACCAUACAUUCCUAGGAUAGGUUACUUUGGGUUCUCUAAAUUGCAUGAUGUAAAGGUGACUCCAAUUCUAUUUGGUAUACAUCUAUUUGCAUCCCUUGCAACACGGAUGGAGCAGUUCAUUGCAGGACAGUCGAGGGAUUUGGUUGACCAAGCAUACACAAAAAUUAUCCUUUUGGGACAAAAUUCCUCCAAAUUUUUGGACUUUUCUAUUCUAGCACUUCCCUUGCAUGUGACAGCUUUGGAGAUAGUAGAUGGCGCUUGGAAUAAUGUGUUAUCAGCCCUGUUAUCUGCUGUUCAAGUAGUCAGCAUAAUGUUUGUAACUUUGGAAAAAAAUGCACAAGCAGAUCCGAAGUAUGCAGAUAUUUUUCUUAUAGAAAACUAUGCCGCAUUUCAGAAUAGUUUGUAUGACCUUGCAAAUGUUGUGCCCACUCUGGCGAAGUUUUAUCAUCAAGCUAGUGAAGCCUACGAGCAUGCUUGUACACGCCAUAUUAGUAUGAUUAUCUACUAUCAAUUUGAACGCCUUUUCCAGUUUGCUCGAAAGAUCGAGGACUUGAUAUUGAAUAACGUUGCACCUGAAGAGAUUCCUUUCCAAGUUGGGCUGUCAAAAGCGGAUCUACGGAAGACGUUAAAGUCCAGUUUAUCUGGGGUGGACAAGUCCAUUGCUGCGAUGUAUAAGAAGUUGCAGAAAAACUUGACUUCGGAGGAACUGUUACCUUCCUUAUGGGAUAAAUGCAAGAAGGAUUUUCUUGAUAAGUACGAAACUUUUGUCCAACUUGUCGCCAAGAUAUACCCUGCUGAGUCAGUCCCUUCUGUAGUGGAGUUGCGAGACCUUUUAGCUUCCAUGUGGCACGAGCUUGCGGCACAAAUGAAGGAUGACGUGGAAGUACGAUGGUUGUGGCAAUAUGGUAUGGAGGCGGAGACAGACAAUAUGAGAUUAGCACAUUGUGUUGGGUUGCAUGGUAGGAUGCGGAGAGGGCAUUCAUGA